Molecule: messenger RNA, 3999 nt
Organism: Neolamprologus brichardi
Lineage: Eukaryota; Metazoa; Chordata; Actinopteri; Cichliformes; Cichlidae
Gene: arhgap20
Product: Rho GTPase activating protein 20
Biological process (GO): regulation of Rho protein signal transduction; signal transduction
Molecular function (GO): GTPase activator activity
Source: RefSeq, a predicted model, not a curated record
GAGAGAGAGACACACAGACAGAAGCGAGCAGUCUCACCUCCUUUCAUACUUCAGAUCAGACCUCUCCAUCAUGGAUUCGUUUCUGGCUCGCUCUCUCUUCUCCGCCGGAUAAACCUUUGGACUUACUUACGUAUCAUGGGAAUAUACCGUGGGUGCGCUCGGACCCGUGGAUUUAUACAGCCUUGAUGGAAAUCAUGUCACCGCAGCAGGGGACCAUGGGACAGAACAGGUCCGACUCUCUGACGGGAGAGAGCAAGGCGCUUCCCGACAGCAAAAAGAAGAUGAAGACCCUGGCGCAGAGACGACAGUCAGCUCCUUCACUCGUCAUCAGCAAAGCACUCACCAGAUCAAGAAGCACGUCCAGGGAAAGCUGCUUGACGCCAGUAAGCCCAGAGACUUGUCCUCUAGUCCAGGCCUUCCUGGCUGAGUGUCCAGGCCGUCUGUUCCUGGGUCACGCCCAAACACAGCUAAAGACCGGCUUGCAGAUCCAGGAGAGACACCUUUUCCUCUUCACAGACACCCUGCUCGUCACCAAGGCCAAGUCUCCUACUCAUUUCAAGGUGAAGGCUCAGGUCCGGGUUUGCGAGAUGUGGACGGCUAACUGCAUGGAGGAAGUGUGCGAAGGAAGCACGAACCCCGAGAGGAGCUUCGUGAUGGGCUGGCCCACCUGUAACUGUGUAGCCACCUUCAGCUCUGAAGAGACUAAGGACAAGUGGCUGGCGCUCGUCAACAGUCGGAUAAGUGAGGGAAAAGAGAAGGACGACCCAAAGACCAUUCCUCUGAAAAUCUUCGCAAAGGAUAUUGGAAACUGUGCAUACGCCAAGACGCUUGCGGUCAGCAACACAGACAGCACCACUGAAGUCAUCCGCAUGGCUCUGCUGCAGUUCGGCAUAUCAGGUUGCGUUAAAGACCACCGGCUGUGGGUGAGCUCCAUUAAGGAUGACCCUCCAUAUCCACUUAUCGGCCACGAGUUUCCCUUCAGCAUCAAGAUGAGCCACAUUCGAGACGGUGGGAGCAAUUGUGGAGGACUUGGAGGAGGAGUAGGGAAGGAUGUGCUGAGUCCCACAGACUGCCCAGGGGUUCUUCUGUUAGACCAGUGUCUCCCUCCAGACACGCAGUGCCAAUUUAUACUGAAACCCAACAAGGCUGUCCUUGGGCAGACUCAACUUUUAGAGCCUGGUCAGCAGAAGCCUUUUAAGAGAAAGAGAUCUCUGAUCAAUUGGCCUUUCUGGAGAGGUUCGAGCACACAGCUGGACGGCGUGCCCCUGUCCCCAACCUUGCUCUCCGCCGCUCACGGUCGGCUGUUCGGACAGCCCUUGAGCUCCAUCUGCUCUCCAGAAAACGGCCUGCCUAAACCUGUCAUGGACAUGCUGGCAUUUCUGUACCUGGAGGGGCCAUACACCAGAGGCAUCUUCAGGCGUUCAGCUGGAGCAAAAGCCUGCCGGGAGCUCCGAGACAGGCUGGACAGUGGGAGCGAGGACGCGGAGAUCACACACCAGUCUGUGUUCGUCAUCGCUGCUGUCCUCAAGGACUUCCUGCGAAAUAUCCCAGGCAGCAUGCUGUGCGUGGACCUGUAUGACCAGUGGAUGGAAGCGAUGGAAGGAGGAGAGGAGAGGAUACCAGCUGUCCAGAGGCUCCUACACCUCCUUCCCAGUGAGAAUCUGCUUCUGCUGCGACACGUGAUCGCGGUACUCCACUGCAUACAGGGCAGUGCCGACGACAACCAGAUGAACGCCUUCAACCUGUCUGUCUGCAUUGCUCCCAGCAUGCUCUGGUCUCCGGCGCCAAGCACCCCUGAGAUGGAAGGGGAGGCCACUAAAAAGGUUUGUGAGCUUGUUCGCUUCCUAAUAGAGAACUGCAGCACCCUCCUGGGGGACGUCACAUCACUCUUCAGAACCUUCAGCCAGAAGAGCAGCAGCAGCGACCAUGGAUCUGAUGUGUCGUCCUUCCAGAUGAACGACUCGUCUUACGACAGUCUGGAGAACGAGCUGAACGAUGAUCCCGAGUCCCCCUUCCAGGAACAGCUUCCGCUUCGCGACAAAGACAAGCCGGACAGCUGCAGCCGUGACUCUGUCAUCACGCUCAGUGAUGGCGACCCCGAACCUGACCCCGAUUCUAACCUUUUGCUGCAGCUCCCGCCUCUGGCCAGACCCAGUAGGUUCAGUCCCGUGGUUCGACAGCCUCGCGUACGCCACGCCAACGGCUCGUCGCAGGGUCCUAGGAGACUGAGGAGGAGCUCAGAACCGGCCUUAGCCCUGGCUAGCAUGCCGACUUCAAGCAUGGUGUUAGCUCAUGCUGAUAACCGCCACCCGUCAGUGAGGAAGGCGAGCUACGAUGCUGCCAUGGAGGGGGAAGCGGAUGUGGAUGAGGUUUUUCUUGAACAGGGGCUGAACGGGCUGCAGCUGAAAGAGGAGGGAGAGGAUGGCUGUGAGAAGAGAGGAGUCAAAAUCCAGAACAGCGGGCGGAGGAAGACGAAGCAUGCCCCUCCACCACCACUGCGACUGGAUGCCAGUUGUUCCAGUCUGUCUUCACCGGCAACCUCACCAACCGGCUCCUCCCUCAGCUCCUUAGACUCUGCCUUCUCACAGUACUCCACUGACUACGCCACAAAUGUGCCACUUCCGUUAAAUGAAUCCCUUCCUCUCUCCCCCCUUUUUCCUGGACGCCCACAGCAGUCCUCAAGGAGCUCUCCCCCUCAGAGAGAAGCGCUGGCUCAUUGGCCACAAGCCACCCAACCCCCUCGAACCUGCCAAAGUGCUUCUCACUCUCAUGGCCUCCACCCUAACACGUGGCUUAAAAAGGACCGGUGCCUGACGCUAAGGCAGCCCGAUAGUGGACACACUGAGGAGGACCUGCCCGUGGUUAACGGGAAAUCCUUCUCAACCACUAACUGCUUCUCUGUCAGUGCCCAGGAGGCCAUGGUGACAAAUCAAAACUGCAGACAUAGAUCAAGCAGCCCUCCAUCUUACCAGCAGGCUCUGCUGCAGCUGCAGCGCAGCCACUCUCCUUUUUACAGUGCGACAGAGAAGCCUCUGACAGUCAAAGAUCUGAGACAGCUCCAUGACCAGACCUCACCUAACAAACUCAAACCAAACCCAGGAGCUGAGAUCGCACAGAGGCUGGAUGAAGGUGGCUGCGUGCAGCCCCCAAAAGGUGUUUUCUUUGGACAGAGUGCCACCACUCUGGUGCUCCAAAGACAAAAGUCCCACUCUCUAACUCCUGCCAUGGACAUCCACAGAGGGAGGAAGACCCUUCCUCGCCGAGCAUCUGAUCCUGCUAAGGUCAAUGUGAACUCUAACCGCGGCCCCAGCCUUACCUUAGACAGACUUCCUGCUUCUAAAGCCCGGCCCCAAGACGGCAGAGCGUCAGAUAACCACGCCAAGCCGCGCCUCUGCUUGUCGCCCUCUGCCACCAGGGCUGUAAGGGACUACUUUUCCUCACAAGGUCAGGAGGAUGUGGACGCCUGCCUGCAGAGGAGUCAUGAGGUCGCGCUAGCAAUUGUGCAGGGUAAGAAGGAGUGGCAGAACAGGCGGUGCAGUGACCCGCGGCUGGAGGACUUUGAGCAACUUUUUUUUGCAGAAGAAUCGUAUGUGUAAAAAGGAACUUUGUAAAGACAAACUGUACAGGGGAGACUGACUUUCAUGUGAUAUUGUAACUUGUACACAACUGUCUUUUUAUUGUAAUUUUUUAUCAUAUACCCCUUUAACCUGUUGCUGACUACUGUAAUGGUACAUCAGCGGUUUAAGAUUUUUAUGAGGUACAGAUGCAGCGUCAGUGUAGCGGCUCGAACACCAAAAAUCUGGUUUCUCUGGACAAAAUGUUUCUCUCACCGCGUCCUUGUGCACCUUCCAGAUCUAUUGUUGUUUCUUUUUCAGCAUGUGAUGAAAGUAUGGAGAGCUUGUCAGCAGUAAGGAAAAAGAAACGACAAAGAAAUCCUUUUUUUCGUGUUCGGGAAGCUUUAGAAAGCAAGCAGAAAAUCCAUUGCAGCUGAUGGGAAAC